This is a messenger RNA of Diospyros lotus (date-plum), 2367 nucleotides long. Its product is annotated as WEB family protein At2g38370. The coding region runs from base 120 to 2015 and encodes 631 amino acids. The record is from RefSeq and is a predicted model, not a curated record. The transcript has 2 exons. NCBI's taxonomy places the organism in Eukaryota, Viridiplantae, Streptophyta, Magnoliopsida, Ericales, Ebenaceae.
CCCCCUUGUCUCUAGGACUAGGAGCCUACCAGUGCAACGACAAAGUUCACGGAUCCAUCAUCGUUCAUCUGAGUCGGGAGAAGGUUUUCUAGGGUUUGAGUUUGUCGGUUUCGAAUUCGAUGGCUGCCGAGGCCUUGGACUGCGGUGUUCGUCUGGUUUCUGAACCAUCGGAAACCCUAACGACUACUGCAGUAGAAGUAGACUCCCUUCCACCACCAGCAGGAGCAGAAGAAACUAAGGUUACUACUGGCCUUCGCGGAACCGCUACCCCGAACGAAAGCGAUCCAGGCGGUUCGAGGAACAAGAAGAUGGAGAAUCCGAGGGCUGAAAUCGACACUUCGGCCCCCUUCGAGUCGGUCAAGGAGGCCGCCACUCGGUUCGGCGGCUUCGGUUUCUGGCGACCCCGUUCCCACCACAAGCCCUCCGAAUCUCAGUAUUACAUUGAAGCGGUUGACAUUGCCAAAGUGGAGGAACGGACUUCAGAAUUGGAGAAAGAUCUUAUUGCAAAAGAAAGAGAAACACUCGAUGUCUUGAAAGAACUGGAAACAACUAAAACAAUUGUAGAAGAACUAAAGCUAAAGUUACAGAAAGAAGCCUCAGAAGUGAAUGUAGCCUCCAAUCCAAAUUUAGAUGCUAAGAAUGUAAAUCCCGGUGUUGAAGUAACAGAAAAAAGGAAUCAUCAGAAUCCCGAUGGUGGUAUCCAGGAUCCUUCUAAUGCUUUCAGCCUCUGCCCCUCUUCAGCUCCGGGAUUCAUCUUAAUGGAAUUGAAACAAGCCAAGUUGAACCUUACUAAAACCACAAACGAUCUGGCUGACAUUCGUGCCACUGUUGAAUCCUUUAACAAGAAGAUAGAGAAGGAAAGACUUUCACUUGAAAGGACUCGGGAGAGGUUAUCCUUAAAUUCCUCAAAAAUUUCAUCACUCGAGGAAGAGCUGAAAACAGCAAAAAUGAAGCUACAAGUGGCUCAAGAUGCUGAAGCUAUAGCUGAUUCAGAUAAUCCCAUCAGUAUAUCAAGCGAACUUCAACGAUUGAGUUCUGAGACAGAACAAUACAAGAAAAUGGGAGAAGCAGCAAAGUCAGAAGUUUUAAGAGCAAUGACUGAGAUUGAACAGACAAAAACUAGGAUUAAAACUGCUGAAAUUAGAUUGGUUGCAGCCAAGAAAAUGAAGGCAGCUGCUAGAGCCACUGAAGCUGUUGCUCUUGCUGAGAUCAAGGCCCUAUCAAGCAGUGAAGUCCUUGCUGAAGCUAACCAACUGAAGCCUGAGCAAUCAAGUAAUGAAGUCUUCUCUGAAGCUAACCAACCAAAGCCUGAACAGGUUACUCUUUCAUUUGAUGAAUAUUCAUCUCUAACCUCAGAAGCUCGAGAUGCAGAGGAAGCUUCUAACAGGAAAGUAAUUGAUGCCAUGCUUCUGGUUGAUGAAGCAAAUUUAUCAAAAUUGGAGAUUUUGAAGAGGGUAGAAGAAGCUACAAAGGAAGUCAAAAACAGCAAGGUGGUCUUGGAAGAGGCUCUGAACAGAGUGGGGGCUGCAAAUAGAGCAAAAUUGGGAGUUGAAGAGGCUCUAAGGAAAUGGAGGUCUGAACAUGGUCAAAAAAGACGUUCGGUGCAGAAAUCUACCAAGUUCAAGAAUUCUUACCCUUCUCAGCUCCGGAAAGACUCUCAUCUGCUUGAUGUAAAUGGAUCGAGUCUUGUUGAUGAUGACACAAAGCCAGUGUUGAGGCCAACCCUGUCCAUUGGGCAAAUACUAAGCAGGAAGCUGCUUCUGACUGAAGAAUUUGAGAAUGGAUUGCAGGUAGAAAAAGGUUCAUUUAAACGAAAGAUUUCACUAGGUCAAAUGCUUAACAGACCCAAUGGUGAUGCAUCCUCUAUGUGGAAGGCUGAGAGGGAAAGCAGCCUCAAGCAGCUGCCUGUCAAGAGAAAGAAGUUUGGGUUUGCUAGGCUCUCGGUCCUUGUGAGGAAACAAAGUAAGAAAAAGAAGAAGCCAAGUCCUAAUCCGCUAUGCCGGGGCGGGUAUUAGUCCAUUGCUUCAGAUCUAGAACUGACUCCAUAGUUUUAUCUUUUUUCUUUUUGGUUGUUUGAUUUAUUCGUCCCCUGUGAUUGUUUACUUGAUGGCGUUUUUGAGUGUCCUCUUUGACUUAGGUGGCUAGUCAUGCCUUUCCCUAUGUUUAUUAUGGAUGUAUGGCAGUUAUUUUCCACUUGCCUGAUUGCCAAAUGAUGGAGUAUGGAAUUCUAGUAUCAAAAGGUUGGUGCACUCUCUGGAAUGGACUGUUCCAUUUGGUGUAUGUGUUCUGAAUAGUUGGUGUUUGUGUCUUCUGCUAGAUGAGCAGUUGGUGUAUGUGAGGAGAUAUAUAUUCUUUGGCUUAUUUGCC